AUGAGCUGCGACGCGCCGAAUCGUAAACGACGCGAUAAGGAUUCCGAUCUCCCACGACGCUCGCAGAAUCCGCGGAAGAAAAACAAAGGAGCUCGGACUCAAUUUCAACAAGAAACGAGUGAAAACGAGGACGACGACGAGGAUGUUGACGAUGAUGGACCUUGCGUUGCUGGCCAAUGCAAGCGUCCAGACGGCAACAAAUUCGAGCGGGUCUAUUUCGAGCGCUGCGCAAAAUGGUACCACAUGUUCUGCCUCAACGUUAACCCGAAAGACGUCCGCGACGACCCGAAGUUCGUCUGCUCCGACUGCCAGAUCCUCGAAGCUGCAACAAAAUUCAACGACUGGUUGGAGAAAACUAGAACUGCCGAAGCUACUAAAAAGGCUCUGAUCGUUGGAAAAACGAAAGUGGUCGUCAUCAAGCUCAAUGGUGGUCGCGGUACUUCCACGGGCUUCACUUGUCCCAAGUCGAUCAUUUCCGUCAGAUCUGGAUUGAACUUUUUGGACUUGACUGUUCAGCAAAUCGAGCACUUGAACAAGACCUACGAGACCAACGUCCCCUUGGUUUUGAUGAACUCCUUCAACACCGAAGAAGACACCCGAAAGAUCCUCCGAAAGAACAACAACUGCCAGGAUCUCUACAACCUCAAGGAUGGUACCCACGGUGACAUCUACAUGGCCCUUUACGACUCUGGUUUGAUUGAAGAGCUCAUAAAGCAGGGCAAACAUCGACAAUCUUGGCGCAACCGUCGACAUGAACAUCCUCGCCCACAUGUCAACCCAGACAACAAGCACUGCAUGAAAAUCUUUAGCGAGUUCAAGAUUUUCAACACUAAUAACUUUUGGAUGAGACUUGACGCUGUUGACCGACUCUGA
This is a messenger RNA of Oikopleura dioica, 873 nucleotides long. The record is from the annotation of a GenBank genome assembly. NCBI's taxonomy places the organism in Eukaryota, Metazoa, Chordata, Appendicularia, Copelata, Oikopleuridae.